Molecule: messenger RNA, 1312 nt
Organism: Elaeis guineensis (African oil palm)
Lineage: Eukaryota; Viridiplantae; Streptophyta; Magnoliopsida; Arecales; Arecaceae
Product: GDSL esterase/lipase At5g55050
Molecular function (GO): hydrolase activity, acting on ester bonds
Source: RefSeq, a predicted model, not a curated record
UUUCAGUUAUAGCUGGCGGCAAUGGCUUUCCCAUGGCUUCUUAAUCAGCCCGCUCCCCCAGUCUAUAAAUAAAUAACAGCUAGAGGAGAAAUAAUAUCUUCAGAGCUUAAUUCGAAGCAGCAGCCAUGGCGUUAGCUCCUGUUCUUCUCCUUGCUCUUUUCUUUUCUAUGUCUGUGAGUGGGAAUGCUCAGCCAAAGGUUCCGGCGAUCUAUGUGUUCGGUGACUCCACGGCGGACGUCGGGAACAACAACUACCUGCCGGGGAAUAAUGCCAAGGCCAACUUCCCUCAUUACGGCAUCGACUUCCCGCACUCGAGGCCCACCGGAAGGUUCAGCAAUGGCUACAACGGCAUCGACUUCUUGGCGGGUCACAUGGGCUUUCGAAGGAGUCCGCCACCAUAUCUUUCCCUCACAAACAAGACCAGCCGUGGAAUUCUAAAAGGCUUGAGAGGAGUAAACUUCGCCUCAGGCGGAUCUGGAAUUCUUGACUCCACUGGAACUACCAUAACUAUGACACAACAGAUCAAAUAUUUUGCCACACUCAAAUCAAGAAUUGCAGAACGAUUGAACUUGGAGAGAUCCAACGAUGUACUCUCGAAAUCUAUCUUCCUCAUCAGCGAUGGGGGCAAUGACGUCUUCGCCUUUUUUCAACAAAACAAUGCACCAAACAGCACACAAAAGCAACAAUUCUACAACACUCUCAUCUACAACUACAAAAACCAUAUCAAGGCAUUGUACGAGUUGGGAGCGAGAAAGUUUGCGAUAAUCGAUGUGGCACCCGUCGGCUGCUGCCCCUACUCGAGAAGUCUGCAUCCUUUGGGAGCUUGCAUCGACGUCUUGAAUGAUUUGGCCGUUGGUGUUAACGGUGCUGUCAAGGUUAUGUUUAGCAAUCUUAGCUCCACAUUGAAGGGGUUGAAGUACUCACUCGGGAGCUCUUAUGCAGUGGUGUCAAAAAUGAUAGCUGAUCCAGAAGCAGCUGGGUUUAAGGAGGUUAAAAGUGCAUGCUGUGGAGGUGGCAAGUUAAAUGCACAAUCCGGUUGCAGCCCGAACUCUUCUUACUGUGAGACCCGCAAAGAAUACCUCUUUUGGGACAGCAUACAUCCUACCCAUGGUGCAUCCAAGAAGGCAGGCCAAGCCAUCUACGGUGGAUCACUGCUGUUUGCUAGCCCUAUUAACUUCAAGCAGCUGGUCGAGGAUGAUAGUUAGAAAGGAAGUUGGUGUAUUAUUCAAAUAAGCAAGUAGCCAUUUUGUACUCUCUUUUCCUUAAUAAAUUUGGGUGGAUUUUUUCCUCCCCUUUCAUCCAAAAAAAAAAA